This is a messenger RNA of Prunus armeniaca (apricot), 324 nucleotides long. Lineage: Eukaryota; Viridiplantae; Streptophyta; Magnoliopsida; Rosales; Rosaceae. The record is from the annotation of a GenBank genome assembly.
AUGAUUGUCUGCGUCGCCGUCGUCGGCCACCAGAACAACCCACUCUACAUUCAAAGCUUCACCGACGCCGAUGACGCCCUCAAGCUCCACCACAUCGUGCACUGCUCCCUCGACGUCGUCGACGAGCGAGUGAACAAUCCUAAAAAGGCUGGACCGACCUUGAAUGAGACAUUCUUGGGUCUGCUUUAUCCAACUGAAAAUUACAAAGUGUAUGGCUAUUUAACCAAUACGAAGGUGAAGUUUAUCUUGGUAACUACUGAUCUUGAUGUCAAGGAUGCGGAUGUUAGAAAUGUGAGUAUGGCUCUGAGUUUUGGACCUUCCUAA